UUGAUUUGAGAGAAGACCAGACCGGAAAUCGUUGUUUCCUUGGUAACCCCUGAGCGGGUUGCCGGGGACCUGACCCCUUUUGGUCUCUUUGAAUCUCUGCUGUAACGUCAUUUCUAACGCAGAUCUCACAGAUUCUGGCCUGUCUCCUGCCAUGAUUCCCGGGAAAUACCGCUCUGUUUCUGGCCGGGCUCCGAACAACGUGAACUGUGGGCUUCAUCUGGUUAUUCAAACAUCACCUCUUCCUGAAAAAAACAAAGUUGAAUUCAGGCUAAAUAAAGAAACAGCAUCAUUCCCUGGUCGACUCUUACAACAUGACCUUGAAAGAAACUAUUCAAGUAGACAAGGUGAUCAUAUUAAUUUGGUGAGCUCAUCAGCGCCAUUUCCCAUUCUCCAACGUUCUUCUGAAGAGAAAAUUCUUUACUCAGACAGACUGACCCUAGAAAGGCAAAAGCUGACUGUAUGUCCUGUUAUUGAUGGGGAAGAACACCUUCGUUUAUUGAACUUUCAACACAACUUUAUAACUCGAAUCCAAAAUAUUUCUAAUCUACGAAGGCUAAUAUUUUUGGAUUUAUAUGAUAACCAGAUUGAAGAAAUUAGUGGGCUUUCUACUCUGAGAUCCCUCCGUGUCCUUCUGUUGGGGAAAAACAGAAUCAAGAAGAUCUCAAAUCUGGAGAAUCUAAAAAGCUUAGAUGUCUUGGACCUUCAUGGAAAUCAGAUUACCAAAAUCGAAAAUGUCAAUCAUUUGUGUGAUUUGAGAGUUUUAAACCUUGCCAGGAACCUUUUAAGUCACGUUGAUAAUCUUAAUGGGCUGGAUUCACUAACUGAACUUAACCUGCGACACAAUCAAAUCACUUUUGUGAGAGAUGUGGAUAAUUUGCCCUGCCUCCAACGUCUGUUUCUCAGCUUCAACAAUAUAUCUAAUUUUGAGAGUGUUUGCUGCCUUGCUGACUCCACUUCUCUCUCAGACAUCACUUUCGAUGGCAAUCCCAUAGCUCAAGAGUCAUGGUACAAACACACUGUCCUUCAGAAUAUGAUGCAGCUGCGCCAGCUGGAUAUGAAGAGAGUUACGGAAGAAGAAAGACGUAUGGCAUCCGUUGUAGCCAAAAAAGAGGAAGAGAAGAAGCGGGAAAGUCAUAAACAAUCCUUGCUCAAGGAGAAGAAAAGGUUAACAAUUAACAACGUAGCACGACAGUGGGACUUGCAACAUCGAGUAACCGACAUUGCUACAAACCAUGAUAGAAAAGAUUCUGACUCUCCUUCUCAGGACCCCUGUCUGAAGGAUGGAAGCACCACCUCUGCAUUUCCAGAGGAAACGGGGUCUCUGGACUCAGUACUCACCAAUGCUUUACAAGGUUUAUCUGUCACAGACACACACCUUGUUGAACUGGACGGGGACACGCUUUUCCUGUAUGGCUCAGGCGCACUGGAAUCUCUAGAUCGGAAUUGGAGUGUUCAAACAGCAGGGAUGGUGACAACAGUGUCCUUCACUUUCAUAGAAUUUGAUGAAAUAGUCCAAGUGCUUCCCAAAUUGAAGAUGAAGUUCCCUAAUUCUCUGCACCUUAAAUUCAAGGAAACAAAUCUUGUAAUGCUGCAGCAAUUCAAUGCAUUAGCACAACUCCAUCGCAUUGACCAGUUGACAAUUGAUCCUCAAGGAAAUCCCGUUGUCAAUUUUACCCUCUGGAAAUACUAUGUACUGUUUAGGCUGAGCCAUUUUAAUAUGCAGAAAGUAAAUGGGACAGAGGUGACACAGAAUGAUAUCAUAAUGGCUGAGAGGCUCUUUGGAAUGCUAGCUCAUGUAGCAUCUUCCGAGUUACCCCAGUACCGUGUGAUUUCAAUUCUGGGUGAUGCCAGGAAGAAGCAAUUUCGGUAUCUGCAAAAAACCAAGGGGAAAAAGCCUGGUAUUAUCAAUGAAGAAAAUAAUGAUAGCAAAAAACUUGCAGGAGAAAACACAAAUCGUGCUAUGCUAACUUAUACCACAAGAGACUUUUAUAAUGAAAAGCUAGAGGAAACAAAGGAAAAAAAGAAAUUCUGCAAGAUGUAUAUAGAGGACCUUGUGAAGGAAGCCACAGAAAUCAAUGUGAAAAAGGAGGCUUUGCAGAAGCUUUGGCCACAGAUGUUCAUCGAGCUAGUUAGGGAUGCAGUCAUCGAAACUCGCAAUACAAAUUCCUACAUGAAGCAUUGCCUACAGCAGAUAACUGACCAAAAAUAGAAAUGGCUUAUAGUUACAGCUGAUUUUAGCAGUUUUAUGUUCUUGAAGGCUGAAAACAUGUAGGUUAAGUAAAUUAAGACAGCAGCAACACUAUCCUACAAACCGGGACGCAUCAAAUCAUUAUUACCUACUAUUCUCGUAGUUCAAGGUUAGGAAUCAAGAGACAGGCAGGCCUAGUUUCCUAUGUAUGAGGACCAAACUACCUUAGGGAAUGAGCAGUGCGUAGACCCGGCCUGGGCCUGGGCACCGCACUGCACCUGCAGCUCCUGCUCCACUGGUGCCCUGCUGAGGCCCAGAGGUGGAGGGAGGCUCUGCCCAUGGUUUGGCAUGAGUUGCUACUACUGUCUUUCAGCCCAUAAUUUCCAGUUAUUUGCCUUUUUAUUUUAUGUCAUGAUUUCAAAGCCAAAAAUAUGUUUUUUUAUAAGUUUAUUAAACUUACUAAUAAAUUAGU
Molossus molossus (Pallas's mastiff bat) is the source of this 2660-nucleotide messenger RNA. RefSeq names its product leucine rich repeat containing 49 (gene LRRC49). The transcript has 16 exons. Gene Ontology annotation, molecular function: protein binding. Lineage: Eukaryota; Metazoa; Chordata; Mammalia; Chiroptera; Molossidae. Bases 152 to 2209 code for a protein of 685 amino acids. The record is from RefSeq and is a predicted model, not a curated record.